Erpetoichthys calabaricus (reedfish) is the source of this 1627-nucleotide messenger RNA. It is a transcript of the gene fam228a, whose product is annotated as family with sequence similarity 228 member A. The transcript has 9 exons. NCBI's taxonomy places the organism in Eukaryota, Metazoa, Chordata, Cladistia, Polypteriformes, Polypteridae. The record is from RefSeq and is a predicted model, not a curated record. Bases 137 to 1159 code for a protein of 340 amino acids.
AUAAGGUACUUUCAAAACUUUCAUUUCGAGGAAAACAACCAGUACUAUCAACAAUUACUUUAAAAAAUAUAGGAAAGUCGUGAGCAUGAUUUAUGAUUCCUACUUCUAUUGAAAAUAACACACCGAGCAUUUUUAUAUGUCUGUCAAACUCAAAACAGCCUCUGUGCCUAAUUCCUUUGGAGACUUCCACUCAUCAAUAUACAGAAGUCAGUCUGCUCUGGAGCACCGAAACAAACCGAAGACUUCUUUCCUGGACCAAUCAGCAGUUACUGCAGGCAGUAAAAAGGCUCUUUAUGCAUGCAGUAGACACCAUGGCCAAUCACAUAAUUAUGCCAGAAAUCAAAAUACUCCAUACAGGCUUUCCCAGAACUCAUUCUCUCAAGUCCAGGAAAAUGCAGAUUAUGAAACUCGUGAAGCUAAUAUGCUUGUUCAGUCCAUUUUGAAUACUGAGCAGGUUUUUAUUAAGGAGCUGGAUGGCUAUCUGAAUUAUAUAGAAGGUCGUGAAUUAAGGAAGAAAGAACUUCUUCACAAGGCAUGGACAGUGGGUGUUUCAGAACCUGUUCAGGAUAAAUUACAAAAACAUGUAAAAAUUCACUGUCCCAGUAAAGCUGAGGAAAAUAAAAAGCUGUUCUUACAGUAUCUUGAUUACUGUAAUAAAAAGGGACAUGUCUUUUUGGAAGAUUAUGAUCCAUAUGAAUAUAAUCCAUUUCUCCUGCAUUUGAACCACCCAAAAUAUUUUAAGGUCCAAAUUCCAGUAUUAAAUGAUCCGCUGUUCAAGCAGAGUCAUGGAAGGAUGGAAGAAGAUGCAGCCAUCCUGCAUUGCAUAACAGGUGAAACUUACACCCACAAAAAACCUGAAGAAAUCCAGAGACCAAAUCUGCCAUUUGUAUCCCAAGGCCGCCAUUGUGUAAACAGCACAAAGUGGAUUCAAAUGCCACAGGGGGACACUGAUAGUGAUUUUAGAAGCAAAAGCAGCCAAAGAAUUAAAGGAAUAACCAACAGUGGUUUACUGAACGUGUGGGAAACGACAGUUCAUCCAGCAUCGCUGUUUGAAGAAGAAAUGCAGGUCUGCAAAAAAAGGAAAUGUCCAAACAAACAGGCAACUGUUGAAGAUAUUCAGUGUAAAGGCACAACUAGGACUGUGAACUCAGCAAGUUAACACUUUGAAGAGAAAGGACCUACCUUAACUGAGGUGUAUUUGUCACACAUACUCCUCUGUGUCACCGUCAUUCUGGACUUAUUUAUGCAUCCAGUGACUACUAAAGGUAUUAAAGAGCAAAAUACAAAGUUAAAUACUGCAGUUUCAGAGGGAAAAGUCACAAAUCUGACCACAGGAGCCUAAUGAACAUAAACAGGACUUUAGUCCACUUUUCAUUUCUCUGUAAAUAGUUGAAUCAAGAAACCCACCAUCUACUAUAGGUCUACUUUAAAAUGUUGAACUGUAUUUAUUGACAUUUGUAUUUAAGACAACUUGCCAAAAGCAUUAACAGGCGCACUGAGCCACUAUACCAGCAUUUGUAUCGCUUUGUACAUUUUUUGUUUCUUGCAUGAAUUUAAACCAAGCUGUACUUUGAUGUUCGUCUAAGGCAUGGAUGAUAAAAGUAAUCUGAUUAAAGACACAAUUGCA